Symbiodinium sp. CCMP2592 is the source of this 1020-nucleotide messenger RNA. The record is from the annotation of a GenBank genome assembly. NCBI's taxonomy places the organism in Eukaryota, Dinophyceae, Suessiales, Symbiodiniaceae.
AUGGGAAAAGAAGAGGCCGACGAGCUCCUGGACAUGGAUGAAACCUCGUCUGACGAGGACUCGGCCAAAGAACUGGAUCUUCCGCUCUACGUCCGACAUCCGAAGACAGUGAACAUUGUAGCUCUCUUGGUAUACAUGGCACUUGGCAUGAGCGUGAUGUCCUUCUAUGAAAAUUGGAGUUUCGUGACUUCUUUUUAUGUCAUUGUCCAAAUUAUCACGACUGUCGGCUACGGGGACAUUGCUCCAACUGCGAGCGGCGAGCUGUUCCUGACAGUCUACGUUCUGCUAGGCACGGUACUGGUUGCGAGCAUUUUAAAUGGCUUGAUCGAGUCCUUCCUGGAAGCUUCAGAAGACCGGUUGGGUGAGUCCCUCAUUGCGAUGAGGACGAACAUAGCAAGGAGUGUCAGUCAGGAUGACCUAGGCUGCAGGUGCUCUUGGAGCAGAUCUGUCAAGGACCUAGCGAGGGCCACCAUGGUAUACCUCUUCUUCCUUGUCGUUUGGGCCGCAUUCUUUACGAUUUACGAAGGAUGCUCGUGUUCAUAUGGAGCGAGUCGCAUUGAUGGGUGCGAAGAGGGCGAUCAAUGCCUGGCAACCGGGGGUGCUCACUUGAGCAUCCGGCAGUCAUUCUACAUGGGGGUCAUAACGUUUUCCACUGUGGGCUUUGGAGACUUCAGCCCGAAGUCGAGACUGGGAAGGAUCUUUGGCUCGGUAUGGAUGAUCCUUGGUAUUAUUGCCUUCGGCACGAUGGUGGGCCACGUGUCCACCAUACUGAAUGACUGGAGGAGGUUCCAUAAGAGAAGAGUGUUGGUUUCUCGGGAUACGUUCAACAAGAUGGACCGGGAUGGCUCUGGAAAGGUCAGGCGCCAUGAGUUCUUGCGGUAUAUGCUUGUGAGACAAGGGUUGGUCAAAGCAGAAGCACUCGAGAACAUCGAUGCUUUGUUUGAGGAACUGGACCAGGAUAAGAGUGGCAUCCUGUCUUUCGACGAGAUCAACGGCCGCCUCCUACCCUUGGAUUCGUGA